Wasmannia auropunctata (little fire ant) is the source of this 1053-nucleotide messenger RNA. RefSeq names its product ADP-ribosylation factor-like protein 3. The record is from RefSeq and is a predicted model, not a curated record. Gene Ontology annotation, biological process: cilium assembly. The transcript has 5 exons. Lineage: Eukaryota; Metazoa; Arthropoda; Insecta; Hymenoptera; Formicidae. Gene Ontology annotation, molecular function: GTPase activity; GTP binding. Bases 85 to 627 code for a protein of 180 amino acids. Gene Ontology annotation, cellular component: cytoplasm; microtubule cytoskeleton.
ACGGUAAUGGAAAUCAUCGAAAUAACGCAGUAGUAUCGUCAACGCGUCUCCGUUUCAGUACCUGAAAUAUAUAUCAACAAGAAAAUGGGUCUGCUUGCGAUUUUACGGAAAUUACGAACAAAUCCUGAUAAAGAGCUGCGAUUGUUACUGUUGGGUCUGGAUAAUGCCGGAAAGACGACUAUCUUGAAAUCUUUGGCAAGUGAAGAUAUCACGCAGGUGACUCCAACGCAAGGUUUUAAUAUAAAAAGUGUUCAGAGCGAGGGUUUUAAAUUGAACGUUUGGGAUAUUGGUGGAGCUCGAAAAAUUCGACCUUACUGGAGAAACUAUUUCGAAAAUACGGAUGUACUUAUUUACGUCGUUGAUAGCGCGGAUAUCAAAAGGCUGGAGGAAACGGGACAAGAAUUAUCAGAACUUCUACUGGAAGAAAAGUUACGAGGAGUGCCAUUGUUAGUAUAUGCGAAUAAACAAGACUUAGGUCACGCCGUGACGGCAGCUGAAAUAGCGGAGGGUCUCGGUUUACACAAUAUCAAAGAUCGUGACUGGCAAAUACAAUCGUGCAUCGCUAUUGAGGGCAAGGGCGUGAAAGAAGGUUUAGAGUGGGCAUGCAAGAACAUUAAAAGGAAAUAAUGAGAACGCCAUGGAAGUCAAAUAAUACGAUCGACGAUUUAUGCCACAUUAGGGCGCACGAAAGGAAACAAUUAAGGCUUACACCAUCCCCAUUGUACAUUUUACACAUGAUCUUUAUUUAUCUUUUAACUACUAUUUACAAAAAAAUUACCGAAGACAUUGUUAUUUAUGGAUUCGGUAUGAAGAUACGAAUGUAUCGUACGCAGGUUUCAAAGCCGUCGUCAUAUCGAACAUAUCCAGUUGUCGGACUUCCGUCCAUUUCGGACUCGAGAAGUUCUAUUUUUCGCAGAAAAGAGAGUCUGUAAUAGCGAGUCCAUAAAAUAUAUACUGCAAUCUAACGUGCCUUCUUGCUGUUUUAACUUAUAUAUAUAGAUUAGAAUUUUUAUAGAUUUAUCUAGUGAGAAAUAAUAAAGAGAUGGAACAAGA